AUGCGGCGUCACGCGUCGCCGGCGGACCGCGACGCGCUUGCCCAACAGCCGCGCGGCAGGCCGCUGACGCGCCCCGGACGGACUGACGACGCGGACGGACUGAAGACAGGGGUGCACUCGCGACAGGGACGGACUUACGGCCGCGCCGGGCUCACAACUCGGACGGACUUACGAGACGGACGGACUCACGACAGGGAG
Messenger RNA from Iphiclides podalirius (scarce swallowtail), 198 nucleotides. NCBI's taxonomy places the organism in Eukaryota, Metazoa, Arthropoda, Insecta, Lepidoptera, Papilionidae. The record is from the annotation of a GenBank genome assembly.